CACCGUGGAUCGGCUCAAAGGUGCUUUUCCACCAGGAUUCUUCGCGGGUGUUGCGAUGUUGGCAUCGUUACAGGCGUUUGAGGGGAUCGGAAUUUUCGCCGGGCUGACGCUGCAGGAUCUCUGCAAGUUGCAGACGGUCAGCAGUGAGGUCAAGGGUCACCUGCACAUGCAGGGCUUCGCCUGGAAAGCCGCGGCCUCCCGCGCCUUGCCGUUUCUGGAUCUGAGCGCAGAGCUUUUCCGGGAGGCCAACCUGCGGCAGUGCCUCCAGGCGCUCCCCCUCUUUUUGAAGCCCACAGCUGCGGAGCACAGCAUCGCGGUCUUGUGUGCCUCCAAGAGCACGGUGGAAAUGCUGGAUCGGAAGCAGCAAUUGAAGACUCCAGCGGAAGUCAAGAACCUCGCGGAGGAGUUGCAGCUGGCGCUGGCGUCCUUGCGCCGCCGGCCGUUUGCCAAGGUCUUCCUCUCUCAGAUGGAGUGGGCGGACGGCCGGAGCUUCAUUAUGCUGCCUUCCUGCAAGAUGGGCCAGGUCUUCGCCACGCUGCGCCUGCAAUUUCGACUCGGCCAGGCGCAAGCGGUUCGAGUCGGUGAGGGCAAGCUGAUGCUGGCGCUCACGUGUCGGGCUGCUCGCGAGAGCGAAGCUCCGCCAGAGAUGCUGCUUGACUUCUCGGGCUCCAACGCAGCAGGCCUUAGCCUGCGCUUCCGCGGCGUGCGGCUCCGGGUCAACGGCCCCUGGAAGUUUGCGACAACCCUCCCAGCAAGGCAUGCAACUCAGACGGAGGCCAAGCAACAAGGACCCAUGUCGUGUGUCAUGUGCCUGCGCGACACCCACGGCCCGCCCGCAACCACCAAAUCCCUGCAGGCGCUCAACAUCGACCACUUGGCUUGGCGGAUUGAUGCCCGACUCGCGCAGUUUUGAGCAGUGCCGGCUGCGAGCUUCCUCUGUUGAAAGCGAAGACUUGCGGUUGUUCGGCAUUUCUUCUUCUUCUUUCUCCGAUUGCCGGUUCUUCCGCCUCCAAGUUGCAAGACUUCUGGCUCCAGGUUGCUACAUUCUCCUUGUUUCAGCC
This is a messenger RNA of Effrenium voratum, 1061 nucleotides long. Lineage: Eukaryota; Dinophyceae; Suessiales; Symbiodiniaceae. The record is from the annotation of a GenBank genome assembly.